AAUAGAGCUCAGCACAGAUAGGUGCCCGCCCAAGCGAGAGACAGCCACCACAGCAACAGGCUUUCAGCGCACAGACAGCUCUCCACCGCUCAAUGUUUCAGAGCUAACCGUUGACCUCUUUUCUAUCGCUUUUACCAUCGAUUUCUACUUUUUAAUGAACCAGGAAAGUUGGUCAUAUCGUUUAUUGUAGUUAAUUGCUAUUAGUUUUUUUCGGUAGUUUUUUCUCUAGCCCAGUCGUCUAUUUAUCUAACGAACUGCUGCAGAGCACCGGCAGGUGACUAUGGCGAAGGGACCGGUGCUGGUGACUCUAUCCCUGGCGGCUGGCGGCCCUACGCGGCUUGUUUUGCUGCUGUUAUGUCCGCUAAUCUGCGGCCUCUCGGCGCAGGGCCAGGAGCUGCCAACCAACCGGGUGAAUGGCUACAGCCUGCACCCACCUUAUUUUAACCUAGCGGAAGGGACCAAAGUCACGGCGACAGCGACCUGCGGAGAAGGGGACAAUGGGCGGUCGAUACGUGACUUGUACUGCAAGCUGGUCGGAGGGCCAGUGUCAGGGGACCCGAGUCAAACCAUCCAGGGUCAGUACUGUGACACCUGCGCCAUGGGGGACAGUGACAGAGCCCAUCCCAUCUCCAAUGCCAUCGACGGGACAGAGAGGUGGUGGCAGAGCCCUCCUCUCUCCCGCAGCACUGAGUUCAACCAGGUCAACGUUACCCUGGACCUGGGACAGCUCUUCCACGUGGCCUAUGUCCUGAUCAAGUUUGCCAACUCUCCUCGACCAGACCUCUGGGUGCUAGAACGUUCCACCGACUUCGGAGAGACCUACCAGCCAUGGCAGUUCUUCGCCUCUUCUAAGAGAGACUGCAUUGAGCGCUUCGGACAGCGAACCAUCGAACGCAUCAACUCCGACAACGACGUCAUCUGUACCACUGAAUACUCCCGCAUCGUACCCCUGGAGAAUGGAGAGGUGGUGGUGUCUCUAGUGAACGGGCGUCCCGGGGCUAUGAACUUCUCCUACUCUCCAGUCCUGAGGGAUUUCACCAAGGCCACCAACAUCCGUCUCCGUUUCCUCAGAACCAACACCCUCCUGGGACACCUGAUGGGCAAGGCCCUCCGCGACCCCACCGUCACACGCAGGUAUUACUACAGUAUCAAGGACAUCAGUAUCGGAGGACGCUGUGUGUGUAACGGCCACGCUGAGGCCUGCGACCCACACGACCCCAACGACCCCUACAAACUGCAGUGUGAUUGCCAGCACAACACUUGUGGGAAGUCAUGUGACCAGUGUUGCCCCGGAUUCAACCAGCUACCAUGGAAACCAGCGACCAUUUACAAGGCUAACGAGUGUGAACCGUGUAACUGUAACCAACACUCUUUUGGCUGUUACUACGACCCCGAGGUUGACCAGAGGAGAGCUAGCAUCAACGUCCAGGGACAGUACAGGGGGGGCGGAGUCUGCAUGGAGUGUCAGCAUCACACCGCUGGUGUCAACUGUGAGCGCUGUAUCCUCACCUACUACAGAUCACCUGACCAUCCCCUGGACUCCCCAUUGGCCUGCUCCCCCUGUGUGUGCCGGUCAGAGUUCACAGAUGGUACCUGUGAGGAUCUGACGGGUCGUUGUUACUGUAAACCCAGCUACACCGGAGCGAACUGUGACUCCUGUGCUGAGGGAUACAUUAACUUCCCAGACUGCUACUCCAUAGCAACCUACAUCAACAACAACAAUAGCAACAGAGAAGCUAAACCUGCCGGAGAAAUCAUCAACUGUGAGUGCAGUGCUGCUGGGACGGAGGGAAACUCCUGCCGUCCUGAUCCGCGUACCCGUACCUGUAUCUGCAAACCUGGCUUCACUGGGGAACACUGUGACAGCUGUGUCCCAGGGUACUACGGACUCAACUGCCAGACAUGUCGGUGCUCAGGCGCUGGGUGCCAAGGUGGUAGGUGUGAUACGCUGACGGGGCAGUACCAGUGUCACCAAGGCUUCCAGGGCUACUCAUGUGACCAGUGUGCUCCAGGCUACUUCAACUACCCCCUCUGCCGACCUUGUCAGUGCUCAGCUGAGGGCUCCAGGUUCAGUAGCUGUGACCAGGUGAGUGGUCAGUGUACCUGUCUACCCAACGUCGUGGGACAGAGGUGUGACACCUGCAGCUCUGGAACCUACGGAUUCCCUCUCUGCCAAGCUUGUCAGUGCUCAGCUGAGGGCUCCAGGUUCAGUAGCUGUGACCAGGUGAGUGGUCAGUGUACCUGUCUACCCAACGUCGUGGGACAGAGGUGUGACACCUGCAGCUCUGGAACCUACGGAUUCCCUCUCUGCCAAGCUGACACAUGUAACCCAGCCGGUUCUGUACAGAACGAGGUCCUGCCAACCAUUGGCUCCUGUGAGUGUCUUCUCUAUGUGGAGGGAGUGGCCUGUGACAGGUGUAAACCUCUGUUCUGGAACCUGUCACCUGACACCGUCUAUGGAUGCUCCAACUGUGAAUGCAACGUUGAAGGGACAAUGGGUGGUGUGGCAGAGUGUGCUCAGAGUAACGGCCAGUGUCCCUGUAAGCCCAAUGCGUGCGGUGGCACCUGCUCUGUGUGUAAAGAUGGAUUCUUCAACCUGCAGAGUGACAGCUUCUUCGGCUGUCAAGGUUGUCAGUGCGACAUUGGAGGAUCAGCGGGACAGUCCUGUGGGGAGAGGAACGGGAGAUGUCGCUGCAGACCCAACGUAGAGGGACCCAAGUGUAACAGGCCUCGUCCGGACCACUACUUUCCAGACCUGCACCACCUGAAGUUUGAGAUAGAGGAGGGUACCACGCUGGACGGGCGGCCGGUGCGUUUCGGCUAUAACCCCGCGGAAUUUGAAAGGUUCAGCUGGAGAGGGUACGCUCAGAUGUCCCUAAUACAGAGCGCGGUCAAACUGUCGGUGCACGUGAGUGAGGUGGAUGUCUACCUCACGAGGUUCAUUCUCAGAUAUGUCAACUCUGAGGCUGUUGUCUCCAAUGGCAAAAUAACAGCCUAUCAGAAGAGCCGGAAAGGCUCAGAACAGUCCAAACAGAUUGUGUUUGCCCCCAGCUCAGAACCUACCUUCGUCAAUGUGCCCCAGAAUAACUUUGUAGAACCAUUCGUCCUUAACCCUGGUACCUGGACGGUGAUCAUCGAAGCUGAGGGCAUACUGCUGGACUACCUGGUGCUCCUGCCCAGUGCCUACUAUGAAGCUCCCAUUCUCCAGAUCAAAGUGACUGAGCCAUGCUCCUACAGGCCUGCACCGGAUACCAGCCACAACUGUUUGCUCUACAAGUAUCUGUCUCUGGAUGGGUUCCCCUCCGCAUCUGGUAACGAUGCCAGCUGCAGGUUCGACAACCACCUGCCCAGACCCUGUCACCAGGAGAGGAUCACCCCUUUCCACCCGGACAUGGCCGUCUGCAGUGGCAGCAAUCUAAAUGUCCAGCUGCGUAGUCGUGUGCCCCGUCCCGGGGACUAUGUUCUGGUGGUAGAAUACGCCAGUGAGGAGGAAGCACCACAGACCAUCUCUGUGUCCGUCAACACACCUGGCGGAAGGACACACCAGCACCACGUCACACUGCUGCCCUGCAAAUACAGUUUCCUGUGUCGGGUGGUGACCAUCGAUGAGAUGAAUCGCGUGGCUGUCUUUACUCUCCCUACUGAUGCUGAGGUCCAACUGAUCGCUGACAGAGCCAGCUUCCUCCUGCACAAAGUGUACCUGGUUCCUCGGGAGAAGUUCACUAUGGAAUACCUGGCGCCUAAGGUCCACUGUAUCUCACCUGACAGUUCGUCCUGUAUCGCAUCGAUGUUCCAGACCCCGUCUGAUUCGCUGGUGUUGAAGGAAGGUCAAGGGUUAUCGGUCCAGGAGCCUGUCCUGGCCUCCACUGAUGAUCCCCCCCUAGAGCCGGCAGGAGCCCGUCCUCCCACCGCGGCGGAUAACGUGGACCACUUCCGCCUUGAUAACAGCCAGAAUGCAGCAGUGUACUCUGGCCGUGUCCAUACUCUGGGUCGCUAUGUGUUCAUCCUCCACUACCACCAACCCCUCCACCCCACCUACCCUGUCCAGGUCUUCAUCAACGGGGGACGCAUCUGGCAGGGCCAUGCCAACGCCUCCUUCUGUCCCCAUGGUUAUGGUUGCCGUAGCGUUCUGAUCUCCGAGAACCAGAUCAUUCUGGACGUGACGGACAACGAGAUCUUCCUGACUGUCCAGGUCCCCGAUGGCAAAACACUCUGGCUGGACUAUGUUCUGGUGGUACCAGAGAGCAGCUACAGCUACAGUUACCUGUCUGAAGAACCUCUGGACAAAUCAUAUGACUUCAUCAGCAACUGUGGACAGAACAGCUUCUACAUCAAUCCUGCCACAGCCUCUCUAUUCUGUCGUGGUUCAGCCAUCUCUCUCUCUGCGUUCUUCAACAACGGUGCCUUGCCCUGCGGGUGCCAUGAGGUGGGCGCGGACAGCGAUACCUGCCAGCCCUUCGGCGGGCAGUGCCAGUGCAGACCGAACGUCAUCGGCAGGGACUGUUCACAGUGUGCCACGGGCUACUGGGGGUUCCCCAACUGUAGAGCGUGUCAGUGUGGUACACGGCUGUGUGAGCCGGUGACUGGAGACUGUAUCUGCCCACCGAGGACCCUGCUCCCAGAGUGUAUCCAGUGUGAGCCGCAGACGUUCGGCUGUCAUCCUCUGGUCGGCUGUGAGGUCUGCAACUGUUCCCGUCCUGGGGUCACCGCCCCCGACGUCAGCUGUGACACCGACAGUGGACAGUGCAGAUGCAAGAACAACAUCAUUGGUCGUCAGUGUGAUCGCUGCACCCAUGGUUUCUAUGGUUACCCCAACUGUAGGCCAUGUGACUGCAACGACGCGGGGACAGAGGAGGAAGUGUGUGACUCUUACACGGGACGAUGCCUCUGCAAGGAGAAUGUCCAGGAUGGUCGUUGUGACCAGUGCAGAGUGGAGACCUUCCACCUUGACCCCACCAACCCUAAAGGCUGCACUUCCUGUUUCUGUUUCGGAGCCACCAACCGCUGUCGCAGCUCAGAGAAACGACGAACUGAGGUGAUGGACAUGAUGGUCUGGGUGCUGCUGGGAACAGACAGACAGGAAGUUCCUGUGACAGUAUAUCCUGAUCAGCAUGUGGUGGAGGCGGACCUUAGUGACGUACCUGAUGUCUACCAAGACCUCCUCUGGCACGCUCCUAGAACGUACCUGGGAGACAAGGUUUCGUCUUAUGGAGGCUAUCUGCGGUACCGUCUGCACACUCAAACUAUGAGAGGAGAUGUUCUCUCUCUGCCCGCUGAAGCCUCUCGACCUGACGUCAUUCUCAAGGGUAACCAGAUGACCCUGGUGUUCAUGGAGAGAGAAUACUCUUCACCUGAAGAACCACACCUGGGGAUAGUCCACAUGGUAGAGGGAAGUUUCCGCCACGCCCUGACGGGCAACGUCGUGUCUAGAGAGGAACUGAUGAUGGUUCUGGUGAAGUUAGAGUCUCUCCAGAUCAGAGCUCUCCACUCCCAGUCUGCCCACACUGUGUCGCUACGCGGGGCCGUGCUGGAGGGAGCGCAGACCCUGCCCACGGGGCGACAUGCCAACAACGUAGAGAUCUGUCUCUGUCCCGCUAACUACCAGGGAGACUCCUGUCAGCAAUGUUCUCCAGGGUACUACAGAGACACUAAAGGUCUGUUCCUGGGGAAGUGUGUUCCCUGCAACUGUAAUGGCCACUCUGACCAGUGUCUGGAUGGGUCUGGAGUCUGUGAAAACUGUCAACACAACAGGGCUGGAGACCAUUGUGAGAAAUGUCAAGGUGGUUUCCAUGGUAACAACUCUCGAGAUGGACAAUCCCUCUCCUGUGACACCUGCCCCUGUCCUCUGCAGGUGUCCUCCAACAAUUUUGCAGUGGGCUGUGUGGAGAAACCCAACAGGAUGCAGUGUCUGUGUAUGCCUGGCUACGCUGGACCCCAGUGUCAAAGGUGUGCUCCCGGUUUCUACGGCAACCCCAUGGUGAUUGGCAGCGCGUGCCAGCCCUGCCAUUGCCAUGACAACACGGACCCCAACAUGCUGUUCAGCGACUGUGACGGGCUGACGGGCGAGUGUCACAGCUGCAUGCACAACACCGCCGGGACGCACUGCGAGAUCUGCGGCCCCGGUUUCUACGGUGACGCCGUCACUGCCAGGAACUGCACCAGAUGCAACUGCUCUCCCUGUGGCACAGCUUCAUGUGACCGUCACACAGGACAAUGUCAAUGUAAACAAGGUGUGACCGGACCACACUGUGACCGCUGCCAGGACGGUGCGUUCGGCUAUGAGUCGUGCUCCGGGUGUCGUCGCUGUGACUGUGACGCCGCGGCGGCCCUGGUCCAACCGUGUGACCCAAGGACCGGGUCGUGUGCCUGCCAACCAGGGACCAGUGGCCCUAACUGUCGCCAGUGUGCCCCUGGGUACUGGGACUACCGCCCUGAGGGAUGCAGGAAGUGUCAGUGUCAGCACGGUCGCUGUGACCCUCGGACAGGGGAGUGUCGCUGUGGAGACGGCUUGACAGGCAGACAGUGUGACAGCUGUUCCCAUAGAUACAAUGUUCCUGUACAGCACGGACGUGACAUGACCUGUGAACCAUGUGACAGCUGUGUUGUAGUCCUGUUGAAGGAUCUAGACGGUAUGACUGACAACUUUGGCUCAGUGGCUCGUCACCUGAUCAACCUGAGCGUCUCCUCUAUCCCCUGGGCUCAGCUACACAACCUCAGCAGAUCCGUGAACGAUAUCGCUAUUGCCAUAGAGAACUACAGCGAUACUCUGGAUGAGAGCAGUAAUAGAGUGGACAUGUUGGAGGGAGAGUUCAUCAACAUCAAUUCAGAUAUCAAUGACCUGGAGGGGAAGGUGGUGGCGACAGCAGACAAAGCAAACACUCUGGAGGACAGCGGCACUGACACGCAUCAGAGAGCCUGGGACCUGCUCUCACACAUCAAGAGCAUCAUGGGCAAGGUGAAAGACCUCAUGCUGCAGGUAAAACGUACGGUUCUGAAUGAGACAGAAGUGGAGCAGGAGGAGGAAGACCUCUCUAAGAAGAUACAGCAGGUGGAGGCCAUGCUGAGAGAGAUGAGAUUCAGGAGCUGUGUCGGCCAGAAGAAGAUAGCCGACAGAGAGCUGUCCGAGGCUGAGAAACUGCUGGAGAAGGUAAAAGACCAGCUGGUGAGUCGUGUGGUGGAGAACGAGGAUUUGGUGAAGAACAUCAGGGAGCGUCUGAGGAAGUUCCAUGACCAACUGAUGGACCUGAGGGACGCUCUGAACCAGGCAGUUAAAAACACGGCCGUCGCCUCCGAUACGAACGCUGUUAAUGAGAAGAGGCUGGAGGACUGCCAGCAACACGCGGAUGAGCUGAAUGUGAAGAACAAGGAGGUGGAGAAUCUCCUGCAGAUGGCAGAGGAUGACGUGGCCGCUGUCAAUGACAUGCUGUCUAUGCUGCACGACUCCAAGGAGGACUAUGAGCGUCUGGCAGCCCAGUUGGAUGGUUCCAGGAUGCCCUUGGCAGAGAAGGUGCUGGAGUUUUCCCCCUCUGUCAGUAAGAUACCCCUGGUGGAGGCAGCAGAGAAACAUGCUGAACUACUCAAUGAGCUGGCCAUGAACCUCGCCAGUGUGAUCUCCAACACCAACAAGGACGGUUUCAUCCAACGAGCCAUGAACGCGUCCCGGGCGUACUCUGACAUCGUCGACGCCGUCAGAGCCGCUGAGACUGCUGCCAACCAGGCUGCUAUGGACGCACUGGCGAAUGUACAGGAUCAGGACCUGGGCCAGACAGCUAAAGGUCUGAGGAAACACAGUAUUGAACUGUUGAACCAGGCUGUCAAACUACAGGAAGAUGUCAGUGAUGAACCUCAGCUCCAGGAUGCUAAGACUCGUCUGGAUGAGGCCAGAGACAAACAGGAGACUCUACUGAACGACCUAGAGAUGGUGCAGAGUAGCCUCAACUUCAGUCGAGAGGAGACAGCUAGUGACAUUGAGGAGGCUAAAGCAUCAGCAGAGGAGGCCAACAGUACAGCAGCGAGAGUAAAGGACACCCUGGCCCCUCUCAAGGAGCAGCUGGACCAAUGGCAGCAGCAGUACGGAGACGCCAACACCAACAACAAUGACAUCCACAAGGCCUUCCUGGAGGCCAACACCUCUGUGGGUAUGUUGGGCGAGGCCAUCCCAAUACUGAUGAAGAAGCUGGACAAGCUGCAGAACCACUCAGCCCAGAUGCCCAACAUCUCAGAGAACAUCCUCAGGAUCAGACAGCUCAUAGCUGAGGCUCGCAAGGCAGCCAGCAAGGUGAGCGUACCUGUGAAGUUCAACGGGACAUCGGGUGUGCAGGUGCGCACCCCCAGUAACCUGGCAGAUCUGGCAGCUUACACCUCCCUCAAGUUCUACAUCACCCUGCCCGAAGCCUCACGCACCCGCAGACAGAACCAACCAGACAAACAGUUUGUCUUUUACCUCGGAAACAAGGACUCCAGUAAGGAGUUCCUGGGAAUGAUGCUGGAAGGGCACAGACUGCACUGGCUCUUCAAUGUGGGUGGAGACACGACCGAGGUGGAGAUGCCGGAAGAUGUCCAAACAGAUGGCAACUUCAACAACGUGGUCCUGGAAAGGAUCCUUCAGUACGGUCAGAUGGCCAUGACUUCGGAGACCAGGGUGACCAAGGCUGUGGUGGAUGCAGUAGGGGACAGCGGACUGCUCAACCUCCAGACUGAAGAGACUGUGUUCUAUGUGGGAGGGUACCCUGACACAUUCACGCCCCCUCUCCAGCUCCAGUUGCCCAACUUCAAGGGCUGUAUUGAGCUGGAGACCCUGAAUGAGGAGGUGCUCAGUCUCUAUAACUUUGAGAACAUCUUCCAACUCAACACCACCGAGGAGAAACCAUGUGGAAGAACGAAGCCAGUGUUGACCCAGCAGUGGGUGAACGACGCGGCCUACUUUGACGGGACGGGCUACGCCGAGGUCACCUUGAAGGAGGAUACAGGGAAGAUGCAGCGCUUUGAACAGGAAGUUAAACUGAUGAGUCACAACGGCAUCCUGCUCAUGCUCCUCAGCCAGGAGAAGUUCCUGAGCUUGGCGGUGCAUCAGGGACGUCUCAAGGUCUUCUAUGACGUCACUGGUUCUCUACAGGAGCUGGAGCCUAAAGAUCCAGACUCCCCUUACCUCAAGAUCAGCGACGCUGAACCCAAAUCUUUGGAGAUCAUCCUCCUGUACGAUACGACCACGCGUGUUGUGGUGAGGAACAACCGCCAAACCCUGCUCAACUACGUCUUCACCACGCCCCUGCCGCGCUUCGAAGCCAGCUACUACCUGGCUGGUGUACCAGAGGACAAGAUGCCUGAAAGCCUGAAGGCCCUGUUCCCUCGCCACGGCUCUCUGAAGGGCUGUUUUAGGAACGUCAAGGCCAUGAAUUCUCACAUCGACCUGAAGAGGAUGCCCAGCUCUGGGGUCAGCUACGGCUGUGCCAAUGACCUACUGGUGGCCCGUGAGGCCCACUUCUCAGGCCACAGUUACCUGGACUUGUCUCCAGACAACAUCCCUGGUCUCAGGAACAACUUCUACGCCGGGUUUGGCUUCCGCUCUGACCAGAAGAACGGACUCAUGUUCUACCACCAAGCUCAGGACGGAGUGUGUCAGGUGUUCCUGGAUAAGGGUCAUGUGGUAGUGAGGGCGGGCAACAACGAGGUGAAGACUCAAAAGACCUACAACGACGACAACGAUCAUUAUGUAACUCUGUACAGCAACAACAACAGGUUGCGUGUCUAUGUGGAUGACGUCCUGGAGAAGAAUGGGGAUACGGGUCGUGGGGGAGGCAGCAGCGAGGCAGCACUGUCACCUGGCGGUGUCUACCUGGGAGGGACACCUGACAACAGCCUCAACAACCUCACCGGCUGUCUUAGCAACCUGUUCAUCAAGAGAGACAAGCCUUCUCAGAUGGUGAUGAAUCUGAUGAAUGCUAAGGAGAACAUCAACGUUCCUCUAGACUGUCCCGCUGCCAAUAGACCACAACAGAUCCUGGCCACACCACCACGACAAAAGCAUGUUAAGGAUAAACACAGGAAGCCUGUGGGUGGCGGUGGGUCAGUGGGGCGGAGUCGCAGUGGCAGGAGGUCCUGCCAGGGGGACCUAGCCAAUCAGGAGGAAGUUGGAGCUCUGCACUUCAGUGGCUCCUCCCACAGCCACCAGCGCUACGACAGGCUACCAGAGGUCUUCAGCAGGAAGCCUCACAUCUCCAUGGGUCUACGUGUGAACUCUUCGGAAGGCCUGGUGUUCUGUGUGUCUGGAUCAGGAGAACGUAGCAGAUCUGUGAUGACCCUGUCGGUCUCCGACGGACACCUGCUGCUCCUCAUCGACGGAGGGAAGAGGAAGACUGGCAUCCGCUCGCGCAGGAAGUACAACGAUGGACAGUGGCACACGGUGUUUGUGAAGAGGGAGGGAGAGAUGGCCAGUUUGAUUGUUGAUGGGAUCAAUACCCAGUCAAAGAGGGUCUCGGGAGGGGAGAAAACACCCCUCAGUUCCCCUCUCUACAUUGGAGGAGUUCCCUCAGCAGUCGCCAGCUCACUUCUCACGGUGCCAGGUCCUGGAGGGUUUGUGGGCUGUGUGAGGGACCUGGAGCUGAAUGAGGAGAGCAUAGACAAUCCCUCCACAAGCCUGGGGGUUGUUCCCUGCUUCCAGACCACUCUGCAGCCUGGGGCAUACUUCUCCUCCCAGGGAGGACACAUGGCUAUAGAUGAAGGCCUGGUGUUAGGGCGGGACCUAGAGGUCCAGCUGGAGGUACGGCUGGUGUCUGACUCUGGUCUCCUGCUGCAUGCUGGGUCUGGACAACAGCUCAGUCUCUACCUCAACCAGGGAGAGGUGACAGUCACAGUGAAUAGUGGUCGCGGAAACGUCUUCUCCACCUCUUUCACACCAGAGGAAUCUCUGUGUGACGGACGCUGGCACAGUAUCACAGUCAUGAAGAAGAGCAACGUGCUGCAGCUCCAUGUGGAUGCAGCCAGUGAACACAGUGUGGGGCCCAAGAAGGGCCGAUCCUCAGGGACCAAGGAGACUGUGUACCUGGGAGGAGUACCAGAUGGCGUUGAUGUGCCGGGCCUCCCCGCUGCCCUGCCCUCCUUCCAUGGUUGUGUUCGGAGAGCAGUCCUGAACCAGCGACCAGCCGUGCUUUCUAAACCCCUGUCAGUACACGGUGCUGUGGGCACACAGGGCUGUCCAGUCUAAACCCCUGUCAGUACACGGAGUUUCCCCUGGUUUAGCCCUGUUCCCCCUGGUUUAGCCCUGUUCCCCCUGGUUCAGCCCUGUUCCCCCUGGUUUAGCCCUGUUCCCCCUGGUUUAGCCCUGUUCCCCCUGGUUCAGCCCUGUUACCCCUGGUUUAGCCCUGUUCCCCCUGGUUCAGCCCUGUUCCCCCUGGUUCAGCCCUGUUCCCCCUGGUUCAGCCCUGUUCCCCCUGGUUUAGCUCUGUUACACCCGGUAUGGCCUGUUCCCCCUGGUUUAGCCCUGUUCCCCCUGGUUUAGCCCUGUUCCCCCUGGUUCAGCCCUGUUCCCCUGGUUUAGCCCUGUUCCCCCUGGUUCAGC
Messenger RNA from Oncorhynchus nerka (sockeye salmon), 11557 nucleotides. RefSeq names its product laminin subunit alpha-5-like. Bases 281 to 11203 code for a protein of 3640 amino acids. Gene Ontology annotation, biological process: cell adhesion; animal organ morphogenesis; regulation of cell migration. The record is from RefSeq and is a predicted model, not a curated record. The transcript is spliced from 78 exons. Gene Ontology annotation, molecular function: signaling receptor binding. Lineage: Eukaryota; Metazoa; Chordata; Actinopteri; Salmoniformes; Salmonidae.